Molecule: messenger RNA, 36901 nt
Organism: Xyrichtys novacula (pearly razorfish)
Lineage: Eukaryota; Metazoa; Chordata; Actinopteri; Labriformes; Labridae
Source: the annotation of a GenBank genome assembly
GUCAUUUCAAAACUUAACUCACACUCCCAAGUCAACGCGGCGAGUUGCUCACCUCCUCCUCUCCGGUAAAGUCCUCUCUUGUGUUUGGCGGAGCACAUUGAAGAAAAGUCCAGGAGGUGAAAUAAACUAUAAAAAACACACAUUUUCCAACCAGGCACGAAGCGGGAGGAUUUUCUCUCAGGAACCCCGGGACCAGAGCCCCUCUUUCAGCGGGUGAAGGCGGCUCAACUUCAUUUUUUCUGAAUUUCAACUGAAGCCAAAAUGAACCGGAGCUUUAAUAGAUCGCAACCUCUGCGAAAUGUGGAUUGUAACGCAGUGGAAGUGAAAAGCAAGGUGAGUGAAUCUGAAAGCUUUCCAAAGAUACAACGAGUUCACAUGGUCGUCUCGCUGCGGAGCUGAAGUUGUCGGGGCAAACUGUCUGCAACUCACGACUCACAUUUUCUCCUCUCAGGUUUUUUUUUUUUUUUUUAUCAUGAAGCGGUACCUGAACGCACCAAUUUCUCGCAUGUUUCUGGAAUUUGCAGGGAUAAGCUCCUUCUUCCCUCCGACCAUGCAGAUAGUGCUUGAUAGUUUUCUUCCACAGUCUCCCUGUCUGUCUGUCAAAAAUCACUUUUUUCAGCUAAGCAUUUUGUUUUAAUGAGAUGGUUUUAUCCGGUGAAUCGGAUGUUUUUCUUUUUUAUGUUGCAACAUUAGCUGCGUUCACUGUGGGUUUUGGACUACAUAGUUUCAACCCACUUAUUGUUUUGAGUGGUUUAGGAGAAGCUGCGUAAAGUUAGUGAACCAGAAAGUUAAUGAACAGUGUUGAGCACGUUUUAAGAGAUACCAGUUUAGGCUAUAUCAAUCUGAUCAUGUGUGGUGAAAGAAUUUUCCAUGUCAUGAUUUGUUUUGGAGAUGCACGGUCCAUUUUUUUCCGAUCCAUCCGAUACUGAUACCUGGGCCGAGCGUAUCGGUCGAUAUCCGAUACCGAUCUAAUACUACAGUUGAAUGAAUGAAGUGAAUACCUUGCCCUGUGAGUGAAGGCAUCAGGCUUGACAUUAGCCUUGUUAAAAAAGGUAACAAAUUAACACAGAUAUAAAUUUACUUGAUAUUGUUUAUUAGCAAAUAACAAAUUGCACAUUAGCACACAGCAAAAAGAAGUAAGACUUCCAUGUAUUAAAAGCUGUCGUUCAUCCAAUAUCCGAUUCGCUUCAUUUGUCAAUAUCAGGGCCGAUAUCCACAUCCUUUCAUAGACUUUAUGUAAUUGAGAUAUUUUUCCAGUAUCAAUUCCAUUAUUAUGAACACAACACAGAGAGGUAUGUGUUUGCACAUGCCAGCAUAUAUGAGUGUAUCUGCACAUACAUGAAGGCUGAGACCCUGAGUCACAGAUGACAUGGGACGAACAGGUGACUCACACAGCGCAGAGAUCUUUUCACUUUGUCUCUUGGCUGCCCAGUUUCAUUGGAGAGCUGCUAGAUGGGGGUGGAGGUGGGAGACCUGGGAAUACACUGACAUUGAUAACAGAGAAGAUGGAGAGUAAAUGAGACACUACUAUUUAAAGAUGCUCAUGCAUCAUCAGAUCUGUGUUUUUAGCCCUGAGCCUGGGUGAGCUUUUGUGUAUGUCCCUCACAAACAGGAGCAGAGUGGUCUCUCUAGUGUCUGGGACUGAUGAGCCCAAACCCCUCAUGGCGGGAUCGGCAGGUUUACCAGCGUCAUCACUGCAGAGCUGACUCACAUGUUUCCCUUUUUGGAUCAGUUAUAAUGCAUCACUUUUAUGACGUCACUUAGCUAUUGUCCUCUCUGGUUUUAUUGCGAUCCUUCCUCUAAACAACAAAUGAGCACAUGAUCAGUUCAUGUGACUCAACCUGAAUGACAGUUUAGUGUAUUUGAACUAAAACUGUCUUAUCUAGCGGGUAGCUGCUGCAUAUCAUGAUAUCGCAGAUUUGCUAAAAGGAAGAAGGAAGGAGUGAAAAGUGUUGAAUUUUGGUCAUGCAUCAACUUUUUAGUCGAGCCUCAUAAGAGUCAUACAGCUAAUAAAUCAAACCCUGACUUUGUAUUGGCUGGUAUUGAUGUGACCCAGAGUCAGGUAUCAGUUUGAAGAUUAGAGUAGUCGGGUCUGUUUAUCCCUGAAACCAUUAAGGGUUAAUCUAAAGUAGGAUCCAGACAUGUUAAGUAGAUAUACCUGGCCUCUACCUCAGUGUGUGUCCUAUCUGAUAAAAAACAAAAAAGGCCCAUAAAUAAAACUUGUAAAUAGUGAUAUAAUCCAAACAAUAUCACCAAACUAUCAUUAUCUAGAAGCAUUUAGUAAACUGAUUGAUCAUUUAAAGACAAACUUUACAGAAAGUCUUGUUUUAGAUUCGCUUCAGCCUGGAUGACUGAGCAACUUAGUGACAGAUCUGUGCUGUUUAGUCCAGAUCAGGCCUUAAAUGAUAAGUUUACAUCUAAAAGUUUCAGUCCUUCAAAGAAUAAUUAAAAAGUGCAGCUGAAGUGAAUCGUUCACAUUUACUCGACUACCUCAGAGUGGUACAGGUGUGUUUGUUGUCUGUAAUACCGAGUGUGUGGUCCUCUUUGAUGCCUUGCUUCUCGCUGGUCCCCGUUUGGUUUUCUCAGGGGAAACUGUCACAGUGAUUUGCUUAUCAGAGAUAACACCAGAGGUGUCUGGCUGCCUGUCAGGGAGCCUCGGCAAGGAGCUGGUUUCACUCACUUAAAGCUCUUAUCAGAGGAGGAGAGAUUGCGUCAGGAUGGAGGGGGAUGGGCCAGAUUUUUGACUUGCUUCCCAUGUCCUUGCUUUUAUCUUGUACAGAUUUCAGGUUUUUUGAGUUUCUGGUUAUCUUCACUCAACAGUGUUGCAGUUUUUGUUUUGCAAAGUGCAGAGAUCUAUCAGGUGAUUUUCCAGGUGUGGUUUCCCAGCUUUCUGGUGUUAAACUCCGAGUAAGCCAGAUGUCGGUUAUUUUCAAUUUUCCUAGUGUGUCAGAGUUUAGUGUCUCUAAACAAGUUUGAACCUGUUGACAUCAUUCAGCCCUGAUAGGCCAGAAGGACAAGUGAUGUCACGUUCGUAGUGAUAUAUUCUUAGGUUCGGGUUUUAGCGUGGAGGCGCCUGAUUAAUCAAACCGUGUUCAGACUUGUCCGCACCAGAGGGCCGAGCACUGCUUGUGAAAACAGAUUGUUCAGACUGAUCAGGAAGCGCGGCGCAAAGAGAACAUUGAGAUACAGAGCGGUGACGAGUUUUUCAGAUAUGCAGAGGUAGAGUCAUUACUGCAUAUGUGAAGAGUUAGAUGUUGAAGUCUUACAGCGUUCAUCAUCAGCAUCAUCAUCAUCAGAGGUAUUUCUUGUGGGAGUUUCACUUUUCCAAAUGUUAAGUACACCUCCUGAAGACUGACGGACCUGUUUGUCUGCUUGUUGUGUCAUCUUAAAAUGUAGGUUGAGUAUAAUUAGCCUCAAUCCACGUUGAGUGCCACACAGUGGAAUAGCGUGUUAAAGCGUGAACCUCGCUUUGCCUGCAGUGAAUCUGGCAGCAGACGAGAUGCCCGCCUGGCACCCCCUGUUCUCCUCAUAAAUACAUGUCAUCCCCUAAUAACAGACUUUGUUAAUGUAUCCCCUGAUCUUCUCUCUACCUCUGAGUCAGUAUACUAUUACUUUGUCAGCAGUUUUCCUCCCUCUCCCUCCUCUUCCUCCUGCUCCAUGAUCACCAUCAUCUCCUCUCCUCUGCUAACAGCUUCCCUGAGUCGUGAGCUGAUGAUUAUAGUACCUAAAAGCACCUUCGUCUACAAAUUGCCGCUGUGAUUAAAACACCAGAGCUCGCCUGUUGUUGUGGUUUAUGGGGCUUUUGUGCCGCGGUCGUGACUCUCCCUCUCAAGUCCAUUCUUGUCCGUGAGUCAUAUGAUGACCCCGCUGUGACCCUCAGACAUGCUCUCAUUGGUGGUUCGGUGACCUAGCUGGGAAGGCCCUACCGCAAUUGUUCAAAUGUGAGCUCUUGUGCGUAAACAGUGGCUGGGAGGCGGGGUAGCCUGCCACUGUCAUUUAUACAUAUUGAAAUAAGCUUAGUCAUCUACCUUUUAUUGUUAUAUUGCAGCAACCCUCAUCCCCUUUUCCUGCUAUUUUUUUUUCUUUUAGGUCAAAGUUACAGGAGAUGUUGCAGGUAGUUUUAUAAUGGGGAUUUCUAAAUAUACUGGAGCCAACAGAGGACUGCUUGGCUCAGGCAGUUGGCCUCCCAUAUCCUACUUUAGUUGAAUAACAACAGCAUUAAAAGCAUUUAAAGACAGGUAACAAUCUGGACAGUAGAUAUAUUUACUGUGAACUGGUUUGACAGGAAGGCUAAUACUUGAUAAGUCUGUUAAAGUCUUGGCUUGAUAUCUGCUUCUAGGUUUAGGACAUCAUGAAAGUGGUGUAGACUUUGUUUUCAGUGUACGCAAAUGUUUACGCAUCGGAAACUUUUCAUCUAUUCUUGCAAAUACAAGACAUUUGCAUCCCUGCUAUCUUCUCUUGAAGUUAAAAUCUUUAUCUCAUAACGUAUAUAUGACGCAGACAAGUACUCUAGGCGUGGUUGUUAGACUUGUCUAUAAAAAGCAUCAGGGGACUCAGGGCUUGACACCAACUUUUUUCAGAAGGAGAAUUAUUCUCCUAAGUUGAAAAAGUAAGGAGCACAUUAAGAACUUUAGGGGCACAAUGAAAAUUGAUCAAAUAAUGUGUGUCUUAUUGUUCGACAUAAGUACUAUUAUUUAAAAUCAAUUUGAGGCCAAUUGGUCACAUUAUUGAUGGAAAACAGCCUUUUCUGAGAACAUUAACUGGUAAUUUGUUGAUGGUCCCAACACUCAACGUUGACAGCGAGGGUGCCUUGUAGAUUUGACCGCACUGCUGUUGUUAUUCCAGGUUAUGGAGAGUGAGAAGUCGUCGGUAGAUCUGCGGCGAAUGUCCGUUGAAUAUCCAACCUCAAACUAACUUCACCACGGUAUUUACAUGAAAAAACAUUUGUUGCCAAUGGUCGCACUGUCGAGCCCCGGGACUUCAAACAGGGUUCCUACUCAGUUGGAAUUUCCAUACUUUUCCAUACCCUACUUUUUAGAAUUACUUUUGGAAAUACCUACUUUUCCAUUUUACAAAACAGUAUUUUAUAACUGUGGUUAUAUAGUCUGUUAACAUUAAUAUUUUUCCAUACUUUAUUUUUCAUUUACCGUACUUUUUAAGACUAAUUACUUCCAUAGACAAACACAUGUUUUCAAGUUUUUGAGUCUGUCACCUAUAAACCUGGAGAAACACUUUCCACCAGCUGAGUUACUUUGUCCAUCUUAAGGUCAACCUUCCACAAAAUUCAAUUUCCAUUGUUUAAGAGAAGGACAAAAAAUGUAGGUCAUAAAAAGUGUGUCUGUCUCUGUGUUUGUUUGCAGCUCUAGUUUUUGACAUUUAUCCAAGAGAGUAAGCAAAUAUUUAUAAAAGAAACAACAGCCUUUCACUGGGUUCAAACCAGCCAUGCAAAGGUUUCAUCUACUUAAUAUUUUAUAUGGAAACCAGUUCAGUCCUGAAGAGUGUCCCCCCCCGUGUGCCAAAUUCACAACAAGGUCAUGACUUCAGCUUUGUUAGUUUAUGCGUGCCACUCGGAUGGUUUAGAUUAUCGUAGAGGGUUGAUGUCCCGGGUUUCCUCUUCCUGUGACUGUCCCUGUUAAACGCCUCUCUAAUGUGAACUCUCUGUCUCUGUCUCUGUCUUUCUGCAGUAUGGGGCUGAAUUUCGCCGGUUCUCAGUGGACCGGGUCAAACCGGGCAAAUUCGAGGAGUUCUACAAACUCAUCCUGCACAUUCACCGUAUCGCCAAUAUGGAAGUGAUGAUUGGCUAUGCUGAUGUCCACGGUGAUUUGCUGCCCAUCAACAACGAUGACAACUUCUGCAAGGCGGUGUCAACGGCUCAUCCACUGCUCAGGAUCUUCAUACAGAGACAAGGUAGGAAGUCUGAGAAGUCGAUGGUAGAUCGGCAAACUUUAGCUUCUCCAUAAAUCAAUUAAAUCCAUUAAAAAAUUUUCCACAUUAAAUAUUCACAAACAAGAACUUUUGACUGAAGUCAGCAGGGAGAGAUUUUCUUGUCAAACAACACUACCUAAGCAUGUGGAGGAGGACUAGAUAGGCAAGGAUUGAUUUGUCCACAGGGGGCGUCAAAACUGACUCAUACAAAAAAUUACUAACUAGACCUUUAAUCUUGUUUUAUUCAGUGUUCAUUUUAGUCUGAUCGUCAUAAAUGUUCAAGUCAUAGUUAUCUUGGUUUUAAACUAGUCGUGUUUUCUCUCAGUUUCUUGUACCCACAAGGCACUGCAUCCUCGUUGGAACUACACACCCGGUCUUGUCUUUGGUUUUGUUUGCAAAAAGAUGCAUCCUUGUAGUGAGAAUAUGUACCGUUGCACUCAUUGCAGGUAAAUGAUUACUUAAAAAGGAUAACAAAGAGUGGUGUAACAGGUUAUCCACCCUAACAGAGUCGACUGUUUCAACUCUUCAUUAGUCCUCAGGGCAUUACGAAUAGAGGUGUCAUCAAUUAGUCUUUGCAUGUCAUUGUCUCCAUUCAGUCAUAAGAAACAAGUACUUAAGUGGUUUCUCAUCAUCAACAAAAUUAACACUAAAUGAAUGGACAAGGUCGUCCGGGCUGAAAGGACUUUGUCGCCAUAGGCAGCGAAGAAUUGGUCAUCAAUCUCAGCCGCUACAACUUUUGAACCAUCCUCCAUCUCCUCACCUGAAUCACAUCUCCAACGUAGGACAGCGUCUUAAAGGGAAAUGAGACCAUAGCCUACUUGCACACUUCCAAAACCAACUUUUGACAUUGGUUAUCGUCGUAAAUUUUGGUAUCUGUAAAUUUUCGGUUUAUCGCCCAGCCCUAGUAGAUAGCCAUCAGCAGCUGUAGGAUGGGCUUUAAAAGUGUAAUAAUCCUUAACUAUGCUUUUUUGAAACUUUAAAACUUUCUGUAAACUUCGAUGGACUGUUUUUGUUUUUUGUUUGCUAACACCCUGCAGCUGGUUCGUCUAUGAAACGUUUGUCUUUUGCAACAUCCUGGUGUCGUGCUGCAAGUAUUUCGCUGACUCUAAUGAAGUUUACCCACAGAAUAUUUCCUCACUCAAUUAUGUCUUUCCUCUCACUAUGGGAACUCGAGCCCGUUUUGUUUACUUCAUGCAAGCCUCUCUGUAUGUGUGUGUGUGUAUGUGUCUGUGUGUGUAUGUGUGUCUCCUGCCCUCUUAUUGGCUGGAUCAGUCUCAGUCUGUGGCUGUCUGUCUGCCCAGCUAAGUCCUGUGUCUUAUCCAAAGGAAGAGCUCGCAGGCACACACAAACAAAACACACAAACACACACGCACGCACACACAUAUAUAUACAGGCCGGUGCCUCUGCAGCCCCAUUGAAAUCAGGUCAUUGAGCAAAGCCUGUAUCCCAGCAUACCAGACAUUACUGCGAGACAAAAGAUCUGCAUGAAAGAGAGACUCCUUACUGAGCUCCCUCUGCCUGUGUGUACGUGUGUGUGUGUGUGUAUGUGUGUGUGUGUGUGUGUGUAUUUGUUCAAAGACAACACCACGGCACCCUGAAUAGGUUCCAGUCCUCGUCUCUCCCUCUCUUUUUCCAACUUUCUCUCAUUGAUCCAAACUCUGGAGUGGGUCUCAACUCUCCGCCUGGCAGCCAGAAAGCAUACCAAUGAAUCUAUUGCCAUUCACGUCUAUUCAAAGCCUCAGUCCUUCUUGGAAUGUCCCUCGCUCGGUUGUGUAAUGAACAAGUAUACUCCAGGGUAUUGUUUUAAUUCUCAUCAGUCAGUGGUUCAAAUACUAAAAAGCGAGCCAUGGUGCGCUGAAUUAUCUUCGCUGGUUUCCAUGAGGAAACAGAGUUGGAUAUUAAAAAGGCCUCACCAGAAUCCCCCAACGUGUGUGAGUCACUGUGGAGCUCAUAUGGACGGCUCUAAGUAAAGAUAUCACAGAAUAGCUCAUGGGAAAUCUGCCAAUCUGCUAUCCUCGGUCCAAAUGAAAGUUUGAGUUCUUUUCUAACUUUUCAGACAAACACAAAACUUUUAUAAGACAACUCACCUCACUCCUGCCUUUUUUGUCCAGGUGUCAUUUCCUUAAGCAGGAGAACUUCAGGAAGCUUGUAAGACAGUUUAAGAGUCUGUCCGACGCAAGCCAUCCCGCGAUCAAUCUGCCUUAAAAGACAGCCUCUCUUAUUAAAAAUAAAGCUUUUGCAGUUUGAAAUAGAAACUCCACUCUGCUUUGCUCUUUCCUCUUGGUAAUUAAUGUUUCAUGUCAUCAAAAAGUAAUGAUAUUUUAAAAAUAUUGGUGGAGGAUCAGAGAUUAUUUUAGGACAGCUGUUUUUCCUUGGUUUUAAAACUUUGCAGGAAACUUGAGCCGAACUAUUUCAACGCUUUGUGAAGUGAUGUUGUGAGGUGUUGGUAAGAUAGAUGCAAAGACUCAGCUCUUAAAGUGAUGUUUUAACUCUUCAUUUGGCUGUAUUAUUAUAAUGCAGUCUUGAAAUAAGCUUUAAUCAGAUUUCUUGAAUGGACCAAAAUGCAGGACUUACAUUUUCAAGCUUAAACUUUGUAAGGGGAGAGCCUCGACUCAUAUGUCUCCUGUGCUGGUGGACUAUAGUUCAUAUAACUUGGUAAAACUACCUUUUAGAGGGAUUUCCUGUACACAAAUACACAGGGCUAGGCAAUAAACCGAAAACUUAUGACAAGAACUGACGUCAUUUUGCCCAUAUUUGGUGUCAAAAAACGAAAUAAAUCAAAGUUGGUUUUGGAUGUUUGUAGGUAGGCUAUGGUCUCAUGUCCCUUUUUAGAUACCGUCCUACAUCAGAGACUUGACUCCUUCCCAUCCAGUCCGUAACAAAGAGGGAAAGACAGGUGAGGACAUGGAGGACGUUUCUAAAGUUGUAGCAGCUGGAGUAGAUGAAGUUAAUGUGGGAGGGAGUGAGCAGCUUGUGGAGUAGUUAUUGUCCAUUUAUCAUUAUCGAGGUGAACUGCUCAAUAUACCUUGAUAUUGAUUUGAGGCCAUAUCGCCCAGCCCUAGAGAUACAUCUUUCAAUCCUACUUUCCCUUUUUCCUGGGCGCCCAAUAGAGAGAUGCAGCUCAGCACUGAUGUGGUGUCUCUGUUACUGUAGCUGCGGUGUAAACACUGCGCUGACACGCUGAUGAGCUGCAGGGGAAUGCGCUCUGUUAUGACUGAUGCUGCAGAGGCAGUCUGAGCAUCUUAAGCCUCACUGCAGCCUAUUGUUACCCUCCACACAAAGAGGUGUGUGUAUGAGUGUGUGUGUGUGUGUGUGGAUGACUGUGUGAGUACCUCAUGUCUCAGAAGAGCUGCCCGGCUUUAAGCACAAGAAAGUGUGUGUACAAUAAUGGCCGUAUCAGUCAGUACCAGCCUGUUAGUACAGGUCACUAUGUAGCUCUUCUGUCCUGGUCAGCAGAGCGGACCACCCGAGAUGAAAGCGUCCACACACACAUAAAGACACAGUGAGUCAUACUGCAGUCACAGUAGAGACUUUGAGAAAGUGUCUUUCAUAUUGAAAUGAGUGCAUGAGUUCACCCAACAAUUAUUUUAUGUCUACUUUUCUCUCAUGUUAAAAUUAAGUGUUAAAAAAUCAUCCUAUGCCCCAGUCAGGAUACGAAACCUCUUCAAAAGGCAAACCCCUCCAAGACAGACUUUCAUGUCAAUACCAGCAAGUUUCUGUGUCCGUGUGUUUUGUUCACCUAACAAUAGGUACGUGUCCGUCCCCCUUCAUCUACCUGACACCCCCCUUCCGGGCUAACGUUCCCAUUGUCGGCCUGAUCAUUAGAGCACGUGCAGCUCUUGUGAAGUGAUACAGCAGCAAUCGUCCUGAUGAUACCCGUCACUCUCUGCGGGGCGAUAAUGGCAGCUUGUUUAAUGUUGACUUACUGAGUAGAAGCUCACAAAACAUACAGGAUUCGUUGUCUUUCAGAGUAAAAGCUAACUCAGUUUUGUAUUUUUGAACCAGGAAGUCAACUUUUUUUUUAGACCAGGAAAGAAAAGGGUUCAUGUUUGGUUAUAAUGAAAAUACUGAAGUACAAACCACAACAAUGCCAUCAUUCAUUUGUAAGUAAUUCGCCCUUACUUUUACAAGCCUGUUUCCCCCACUACCGCCUGAGUCUGCACACAGAGAACGAAGCACUGACAGAGAAACUCUCACUACAAUCACUUUACUUUGAGAUUGUCUAUCCACAGCUGAAUUAGCAUGAAUUAUGACAUAAUUAUAACAUGUUGUUGUAAAUCUUUGAAUAUUUUGUAGAUCUUUAUGAAACUGGUUAAACUCUGAACAGGAACCCCUCUCUGCUAAAAUAGUUUGUGUAAUGACUGAAACCACAAGCGGUCUGAUUAUAACAUAAUGAUUUACAGACACAUUAAAUGAAGAGGGGCCCAGUCGUGGACCACAGAGCAGUGCAGGAAUGUUAAAGUGGGAUGAAUAAUUGUGUUGGUUAUUCAGUGACUGCUGUGUAAAUAGCAUCAGUGGACUAGUGUUUGUUACAGAGUGGGCGGAGGGUUUCAUGGGUUUAUGUCCCGUGUUGCUUAAAGUCCCAAUCCCAAAAAAGUGUUCUCAGUGGUCUUUAAACUGUGAUUAUGACGUUUAUAGCCAAAAUCAUGUUACCUUACCUAAGAGCUUUUCUUCUGCAGAGCUCCAGUAGCUCAUCAGCAAUUCACCUCUGAGUCGUGAGCAGAGACAGCGCUGCCCUGCACACUCGUCCUCAAGCUAGCUUGCAGCCUAACAUUGCUGGUGUAAUAGAAAAAACAGGUAACGAAGGUGCUAUCCAGCUCUCGGACACUAAUGUCUUUAGGGACAUGAUGAAAGCUAAUAUCAUAACUAGCUUUCUUAUGAGCAUUUCAAUCCAGUAAGGCAGACGCUUGUUCUGUAAUUGUACUCUCUUUUUCUCCAAGCCCGGCCUGCAUAAUGGGGCUCCGGGGGCGGAGCUUGGAUUGGUUACAUAUGAAUUCUCACUGUUUCUGAUCCUGCCGUUUGGGUCUGCCAGAGAUUCACAGCGAUUUGAAUGCAGAAAUACUCAGAAAUGCAAUUUCACACCUCUUUUCUCAUGAUAUGUCCUCUAACAUCAGAAAAAUGCCAUCUGAACAUGUAGACAGCAAGAAAAACAUGAUUUACAUCGGAGAGGGUCUUUAAAAGCUUUCGUGAGGAACUGUUAGUUCUGAUGCCCUCUGAAGACAAGGUGGUCAUGCACAUACUCAAGUUGAAAUCUGCUUUCUUUGCAUGGUCAAACAAACCAUAUAGCACCUUAACAUGUCUGGUGAAGUCAAGCUACGGUUAAAGCUUGAUCAGGCGAUUUAACAGACAAAUGUUCAUUCAACAAAUUUAUUAAGAUAGAAAAAUUCCUUUGAGCUGUUCCAUCUCGUUUUUGAGGGGGUCCCUCACAAAACACAAAUACAGUCCUCUAGACAAAUAGAAAUAUCACAUGUACAAUACGAAAUACGAAACAAUAACAACACACAACAAGAACAACAAAUAACAGCCUUCGUCUCCACAAAGAAAUAGAUUAUGAAAAAAAAGAAUCAACAACACAAAUUACAUUACAAAGACAGGUAGUGACAUAGCGUAUCACAUUAUUUCAAACAUUGACAGUCAGGUUUUAAAUGUUUGAACAAGUUAUUUUUAAAUAUACAAAGUGAGGACAACAGACGAAUGUUCUCGUCCUGGUUUACAUGCACUGGACAAGAAUCAAAUUAGUGACAAAAGCAUGUCCCCCUCUGCGACAGGAAGUGAUAAUUUGCCCCAGUUUAGCUUGUUACUAUCAACAGGCAUUAGAAAUUUCAAUAUAUGUAAACAUCAAUCUUGUUGCUGGUGGUCCUCUUUGCUUUUGUAGGUUUUAAGGAGGCAUCUGUAUUGAGUUUAGUCUAAUAUAUAACUGGUUGGAAACACGCUCACAGGAGCUUUAAGGGGGAGAUUUAAAAAGUAAGUAUGGUGACAGAUUUGUCCCAGUUUUCCUGAUGGUGGUAAAAUAUGUGAAAUCACAUGUAAUUUAUGACAAAAUAAGCUUAAAAAAUGGAUCUUCAGAUCUCGAACCUGUGUUGAACAGAAGCGGUUUGCAUACAGAGCUGUUUGGGGGAGGGUCGUGGCUCCACAGAGGGAAGUUUUGUAGUGGGACACUUCUACAUUUCUCAUGCAUGCACACACACAGGAGGGGGAGGGGCAGAGAGUGAUGGGAAAAAGUGGGACCCAUCAAAAGGUUUGUGAGCUUAGAGGAGUAGAGUGGGGCCGCUCUGUGUGUCUCUGUGUGUGGAAGUGGACUCCUUGUCCUCUCCAGUGUGUGGGCUCAGUUAAUAAUGGUUCAGCCGUGGCCGGUCAGUCGCUGAUGCUGGAUUGGGGUCUCAUGCAUGUUUGAGUGCGUAAAUGUUGGCUCGGUGGAGAAAACAGGAUAUCACAUCUCCGGUACAUCCAUGUUGACUCAGCUUUUAUUUUUCUGUGUAAUUCAUUUGGUUGCAAACUUCAGGGACACGUUGACUACACUCAGUUGGAUAGUGUGACGGUUUGUCCCAGUGUUUUAUCUUGAGUAGCUACUGGAAGUACAAGCCAUUCGUAUCUUGACCCGUGUGCAAAAUGAUGCAAAUUAGGUUUCAGAUAAGAAGGAAACUCCCAAUGCUGGCAAAGUUAUUUUGGGCAGAGAUAACGCAGCCGCUUAGUUCCUGGAUUUCUAUGUUACAGCAGCAUGUUUUAACUGUAAUAAGGUGAGGGAAAAAGCAACUUUAAUGUAUCCGGCUGUAUAAAAACAACUGACAUGGUGAGAUUGUUGUAUCUUUUCCCAAAAAUCCACUUUUAGAGUAGAUACGGAUCUUUGAAUCAAGGCUAUUUGAGGCAGUAGGCGUUGGUGCAUACACAGCUAUUAAUUUCCCACACUUCGGUAAUGUCUAAAACAAACUUGCUGACGGACUGUUUUAGUCGUCUGCGAAGCUGAGGAAAAGCGUGGUUUAAAUAAGGUUAUGUGUGUUGUAUUUGAUCGCAGUUCUACCUGUAAUUACUCUUAAUGGUCGACAAAAAACUGCUUUGAUCCAAGAAAAACACAGACUUGUUUUACAAACCUCGACAUUAAGAAGAAAUGGAGUUGUUUUUGUAGACAGUGCCAGCCGCCUGCACACAGACUAAACUUUGAACAGAGAGAAGAGACCCCUGUUUGGUAGAGGGCUAAAAGUUUAAAUAAACAGAGAGAGCGCUCCAGACGAGGUAGGCCAAGGUCGAACCGGCUGGUCGGUGGCUUCGUAUGGAAUAUGCGAAGUCUGGUGGUUGCACACCUGUGAAAACUCCAGAGGGAAGAAAUCAAAAUCAGCAAAAGAAAGAGAGAUACGGCAAAUGAAAUACUUUUAGGUAAAGCCGACAUCCAGAAAAAGAAAAAGAAGCAUCAUUUCAUUUUAGUGGCUGCACUUUGCUGACUUUCCACAUGCAGUUUUAAGAAGUGGAGGUUGAGCAUCUCGAUUGUGGUUUGGUAGCUUUUGUUGUUUUGUUUUUAAUGGAAAUAAAUGUCCAAAAAAACCCUUGUGUCGCUCUCUGACCAGUUUCGUGCCGCCAUGUUGCUUCAAAGUAGGGCUGGGCGAUAUGGGAAAAGGUUUAUCACGAUAUAUUUUUUUCAUAUCAGUCAAUAUUGAUGUAUAUAACGAUAUUAAAAAAUCACUUGCCAAUCUUAAAUGUUCCCUGUUACCCUUAAAUGAAAUCUAACAGUACUUAUUGGGAGCAUGUCUUUUGCAAUAUAACAAGCCAAUACAUCUGUGAAGUCUUUGUGUCUCUUAGACGUUUUGGCGUAAGGUGUUGCGCUAGAGAAAGCGGACUAAAUGGUCGGUUCAGUGUGACGCGGACCCUGAGCAACUCCCAUUUUCAUUGGCUAUUCGUAAACAUGGCAGAACACCAACUAUAGAAAAGCAUAUUGACCACGUUUUAUAUCGAUAUCAAGGGAAAUAGAUUUUUGAUAUAUCACUAUUGUUUCAUCGCCCAGCCCUACUUCAAAGUACCCUCUUCAUGAGACAUGAGAAACAAACAUGCCCAAAAUGUCGAGAAUACAAUCAGACAGAGUGUAUGAAGAGCUGUUUAUUUAGAAAACACAGCAAAUACACUUUCUCUUUCUUUACGAUCAGAUCGUCAGUUUUAUUCUGUUUCUAAAAGUCACUUCCAUUCGAACAUUUUCCAUUUCUAAUCUGAUUAGAAGUCGUCAUGUUAACCUGCCAAGUGAAAUGCUCAACCUGCACCCGACCUAACCUUUCCAACUAUAGAGUCUCGCUCACUUGGAGCUCAAGCUCUGCUCACCAACCAGACAAACUAAAACCACCUACAAAUCUCUCUGAAGUCCUUAAUCGAAUUUGUGUCUUAUUGAUUCAGUCCACCCUUUAAUUUCUAAGAAUAAAGAUAAUCCGAGUCGUCAAAGAGAUCACUAAAGACAAAAUAAAGAGUCAUUGUGCCAUGAAAGUCUGUAAACAGAAGCUGCUGCCAUGGCGACGGUCCAACUCCUGAGAGAGUUAAGAGAAAAUGUCGGGGCUUGGUUUCUUUUUUUUGUCUGUCUUUGUCUGGUUUCUGUUUUUCAUCGCGUCUUAUUUCCUCUCAUCAAGAAUAAAAUUGCAAGCAGACAUCUAAUAUCUGCAGCGCUGAUGCUCUGUUAUACAAAAGCUUUGAUUUAUAGACUUCCUCUUUCUCAAUAGUCAAUAAUUUGAUCCAAAUGUAUUUACUGUAGUUUAUCCCUUCAACCCAGAAUACUUAAUUUAGUCCCGCUAGAGCCCAACUUUUUCAAGCGCAUAAGACGCCAUUUUUUGCGUUAAUUUCUCUGUAUUAACACCAAAACCAAUGUGCAUAUCGAAUAACUUUGGCAGUAAAAUCCAUUUCAUUUUAAAGCACAGUCUGUGUUGUGUUUCUCUCUGUCUGUGCUGUUGUGACGACUGUCUGCAGGGCCCCCGUCAGCACAUCUGGCCACUCUCACACCAUGUCCAGAGGGCUCCCGAGAACACGUGCCUAUUGUGUAUCAGUGUGUAUUUUUCGUCCACAUGUCCCGAUCGCUGGCUGGGAUUGUGCAGCAGAUGUGUCAACAUGCCAGUGCUCAGUCAUGGUAGCUGCAGGUUAAAGUUUUGACCCCUCCGCUUUUGAUCCCUGUGGAAAAGAGGAAGAGCCACCUCGGUAAUUAGCGUCAGCUCCUUUAUCCCAGUCAGACCUCACAAAGCUGAUUUAGUCCUCAGAGAGUGGAUUAGAAUAGAUCUCUUGAUUAGUGCAGAUGAUUUAGGACUAAUUCAUUGUGUACGUGCAGCUUUUUCCUCUUUUGCUCAUUCAUGUCUUGUGUGUGCUGUUCGCUGGAUUAUAAACUUGCAUGCCAGGCAUACAAUCAAAAGCCCAAAGCAUCCUUUUCCUCAUUCCAGCAGAUCUAUUUUGGUCGUGUAGAGGCACUGCGUUAGUGUGCUUUUGUGCCUGUCUUUACACAACAUCAGAGUCAUUAGGAUUGGGUUUGAGUGUGGUCUGCUAGACUCUGGUCUUUGUACCCAGAAACAGAGUGUGGCCUCGGGCUGCUCUGGCUGAGUGAAAGGGACCGCUAAGAAACAACAGGCCUACAGUCCGCCUGAAGAAGACAGCGGCUGUCAGACACGACUCAUAUCUGUUUUUAUUUCUCCUUCGUUAUGCAUAUUUUUUUUUUUUAGCGGCAUCUCCACCCUGCAAAAAAUUCUCUUUGUUGUAAAAGUGUAACCCGACAGUCUGAUCCCCUCCCAAGACUGCUAUUUUAGGCCGGUUCUUCUUCUUCUUCUUCUCUUCACAUUAUAUGACUCAAUUGUCAAGGCCAAAAGGGGGAGAAAACCACGGCAGACAGUGGGGAGUCAGCCUGACAGUAAGAAAGACAGACAGGCGGAGGGAAUGAGGGAGAGAGAGAGGGCAGGUUGAGUCCACCUCCGUUCUGUGGUCUGGCUGCUCAUGUACUUCUUGUCGCAGUUCGGUCCAGCAGAAAUCUGGGAUUUUCUCGGGAAGAAGGGAAACCCGUUCAGGCAGAAGUGUUAUGUACUGUUAAAGAAAAAACAGUCAAAGUUUUGGAGUUUUGUGAGCCAAAGACAGACACUUUGAUGGCACAUCUGGGCCACAUUCAGAGGGCAGCUGCAUGGGAAAAAGCAGCGCCUUUACAAAGUAUCUCCUCUAAAGCAAGUGAGGUGUUCAAGGCCUGGUCAGCGUUGGAAAUUUUCCUGCUUGCUGGGAACCCACGUGCGAGUAAAAAUAAAUCCCUGUCUCUGCUGGGAAAAAGUUCCUCCGCCAUAAAACUCCUUUUUAAAUUGGUGUGUGUGGGCCUCUCAAUAAAAUCUGUGUGUGGCCUUUUCUCUGCGUGUCUGCAGACAAUGCCAGCCGUACUUUAAGUGUGAUGGAGAUGCCUGGUGCCUGCCGGGAGCAGGAUGAGGCUGCAACAGCCAUAUCGGACGGGGAGUUGCCUCUCUUUGUGCCGGUGACUGUGGAGCUGCUGCGAACCAGCAUGCAUGAUGCUGUAAAUAACGUCAUGCAGGUUCUGAAAGGAACAAACAUGCAGAUCCACACCCAUGCUAAACACGCAGCUGGAUCUAAGCGUGCACACACACAGUUUCACUACAUCGAAUUUAAGCAUGUUUUUGAGUGUUGGCAUGACUAAUGUUUGGUAGAAGGUGCACACGUGAUUGUUUUCAGGCUGCACCAUCAGAUGUGUACAUUUAACCCAUCCUUCGUUGUUGAGGCGUGGGAGGGGUUUUAAUUAAACUUGUAAGGGUCUGUUGUUUGGCAAAACUUUAUUGUGUUUGUGUUUCCUAAGUCCUUGCUUUCAUUUUGGUUUACGACCUCGCUUUGAACCCCCGCCCCUACCCCCCACCCUCCCCUCACAAUGAAGUUUCCAGACAGACAUUGUGGGACAGGAGAGACUGCUCCUUCUAUCAUCCCUUUAGUCGCCCCUUUUUUUAAAACUACAAUUUCAGGCAUUUGUUUCAAAAGUUCUGCAUCUGGUUUGUAGAAAACUUGUCUUUCCAACUGAACUGCUCAAAUGUUCUCUUCCAGUGUUUUGAUGAGCAAAUUUCCUCACGGAUGCAUCUGAUUUGCAGUUCUUCAUGUUGGUUACACACAUCUGCUCUCAAUACAUCGAUGCCAUCACACUCUGAUACACUUUUGUCUACGACUGCUCUGACUCUCAAAAACUCAGUGGCUGAGCUGAAAUUGACCUCAUCCUGCAUCAAAAUAACUCGCUCUGGAAGUUGACCGCUGGAUGUGAUGGAUAGAGACAGUCCUUCUGGGACAAACAAACAACUUCCUCAGACACCACCGCUGCCGUGGCCACUCCCCAGCUGUGUGAGCUUUCAAAGAGGCAAAAACAAACUCCAAAUACUUCCGCGCCUUUUUAUCGUUCCUCUGGCUUACGGCUUGAAAGUGGAAUGAGAUCCUGUCACAUGUUUGACUUUGAGUUUCCAACUGUGUCAGGGUGUGCGUUCAUUCCUGUUUGCGGCUGGUUAUUGUGUGUUGUCAUAAUCAGAAGAGGAAGGGUUUCCUCCAUAUACUAAGACUGUUGUGAUUUUUUAAAAAUGGGAUUUACCCUUUAAGACUUUCAGUUUACAUACAUCCCCAAAUCUCCAUUCAGAACUUGUGCCUCAUUUUUGUUUUAGCCUUUUUCAUAAACAUUUGAAAUCUGUAUUUGUGUCAAACUGACAGCUGAAGGGCUCAGACUUGUUAAAAAAUGUACCCUCCAUUUGUUCAAACAUUGAAACUAAAUUGUGGAAGUUCUUUUUUAAGACCUAUUCGCUUAGUUUUGAGCCUCAAACUAAGUGGCUUGUAAGCCUAGCUAGUUUUUAUCCUCUUUGCACUUAAUUAGGGUGACCAUACAUCCUCUUUUACCCGGACAUGUCCUCUCUUUUGGGAGCUGUCCAGGCUUGUCUGGCUCUGUACAAGGAAGUUUAUAAAAUCCUUAUAAUGUCCGCGGUUUUGUAUGGAAGUUUCGGGUUGUUGUCACGUAGACUUACUGAGUUAGAAUUGCGUAAAAGACUCAAAAUUAACUUUGUGCGAAUCCGUGACUCCGCCCCUACGUAGUUGUGUCCUCUUUAUGGGAAAUCAGAGAAAGGUCACCUUAAAAAUUCAUUAAACGGAGACGGUUUUUCCUAGUCGCAGUACUAUAUGUUCAUUUAAAACACUUUAUUGAUGACAUGGACUUUCCGUAUGAGUAUUGUGGUUCACUACAUUAUGCACUUGUAGCUAGGCCUACAACAUUAAUCGCUUCAAACUAAAAAACUUUCAAAAGUAUUACCUCCCAAGUCUAAAAGUUUUCUUCAUGGCUGGCUGUGACAGACCCAGAAUGGUUCUGCUCUUAUCGGGAUAAACUGUGUGUUUUGGCCAAAAGUGAAUGUUUAUCCCUGGCUGAACACACUUGGCAAGAGAAAGUGUAACCGUUUACUAAACGACUGAUGAACUGGUGUGCACAAGUUAAACCACAAGUUCUUUUUGUGUGAGUGUGUGCAUAUAAUAAAGUUUAUCCACUUUAUCAUUCAUAAUCCUCCAAAGAAGAAUAUCUCAAUGCUGCAAAACUGGUUCAGGUUACUCUAUUUGUACCCGCAGGUUGAUUUGUUUUGCAAUAAAAGAUGUAUUGCAAAACAAAUUAUAUAAGUAUACAUAAUAAUAUCUAAUUAAUUGAAAUGCUUGUAAAGAGGUGAGUGCAGGAUCGGGGUAUUUUCUCACUGCACUUUGGCUCAGAUUCACUAUGUUGAAAAAUUGACAGAAAUGUCGAACGAAUGAGAAUUAGUGAUAAACAAUACUCAUUAAAGAAACCUGAAUAACCUUAGCCAUGUCUUUCUCAGUCGGCCCCCAUAUGCAUUUUCUAUUGGUUAGUGAAAUGGGCUGGAAAUUAUUUAGUUAUUAAGGCUCUGUUAAGUCCACCUGUAGCAGGUGAGCAAAAACUCUCUUUGCAAACUGUAACACAUUGACUCAGAUCAUCAUUAGAGCUGAAUAACUUGCUUAUUACGUAUUCAUCUUGGUUUUAAAAGUGACUAUUGCCUCCUUCAGCUUAAUUUUGCUGCUGUCCAACAUUGCGCUGUCUUUUCCAGGCAUUAUGCAGCUGUUAUUAUCUCCUUAAAUAAUAAUUUUAAUAAACAAUAAACUGAUUCAGUAUUUCUCUAAGUAUGUAAUUUGCACUAUUGCAAGGAGUCAUGAAGAAGUGACGCAGUGAGUCAGAUUAGCAGAGUAUUGCAUGAAGUGCUGUUUUCAGUAUUACAUGCAUGAUUGGCCACAAGGUAUUGAUAGUUGUAUCCCACAGGUUGGGUUAGUGAUAUAUCGCCAUAUUGGUCAUUUGUACCUCCCCUUACUCAUUAAAGAAAGUUUGAAAUGAAAAACACUUCUGUUACAGACACUUGGCUUACUUUGUUAAAGCGGUUUACCUGUCCAGCAGAAAGGUUACACGGUCUGUAAGAUCCCGAAGCGUCCCCCAUCGUUUAUGCCAAGUUGACCUGUCUUUUUAGCUCUUGCCCAGCUUUUUAAGCGCCCGUUGUUCCGCCAGAGUCUCUGGUAUUUACUUCACUUUCUUGCUGAUGUUGGCAGUCAUGGUCAAAGGAGGAUUCAGACAAUUUUCCGUACUUUCUGGUUGGUUUCUACUGUCCGAUAUUGUAGCACGCUAACUUUGUUUGGGCUUGUGAAUGACUCAGGGGAGCAGCGUCUGCCUCACAACCAAUCAGGUUGGGGGAGGCAGAAAAUGGCUUUGUUUACAGUCAGAAAGAGCGGGACACUCAAAAAAUGUAAAAUGUUGAUGACACAGACAUAACAAAACAGCGAUAUCGUUAUAUUACCAAUUGUCAUCAAUAACUAAAAGCUACUGACUGAUAUCAAAAGCUUUUUUGUAUAUACACCUAGGCCUGUCACGAUAACAAAUUUUGCUGGACGAUAAUUGUGCUACAAAUUAUUGCCGAUAAACGAUAUUAUUGACACCGUUUUUUAAAUUAUAGAUAAUGAUAUUAAAUGGCAUAAUAAUGCGACUACACCGUGUCAAAAGUGAUAAACUUUAAUUUCACCCACGACGAAGACGUAACGUUGACGAGCUAAACAUAUGUCGGAGAUGACUAAAAUGUGACGAGACGAAAGUGCGUUUACGUUGAUGGGACGAGAUGAAAAUGACGAACAGAGUUGCAAAACUCAGUCAGUUAAACGCUAAACAUAUAGGAGCAGCUUCAGUCCGCUCUGACAGCUCUCAUCAGCCUGCUGUGCUCCUCCAACACAGACACACACACGUGCGCGCGCACACACGUGGAGUUUUGUGGUUGACGAAAACAAAACUAGUUUAAAGCCGAAAUAUUCCCACACUUGGGCUGUUGCGUUCGGUUUAGACACCAAAGCUGUCGUGUUCAUUCUGUUAGCUUGCUUUUCACUCACGACGCUCACUUGCAGCACUGUAUCCAAAAGUCCGUGUCUGUGUGCCUGUGCGCGCCAGCCCCCUCGUGACAAAGACAAUGAAUGACUGACAGGAGGUUUCACUAACUCCGUUCAUUCAGCUAUAGAGCCAACGCCCCCAGGUGCCGAGAAAAAUGCGCAGAGUGAGACCUCUUCUCUCAACCAGCGUGUUUGGUAGCGAGAGAGGAGGAAAACAAACGCACGUCAAUUAUCGAGGCUGGCAAAAUGACCAACCUCGUUUUUAUUUAUCGAGCGAUAAGGCGAUUUAUUGAUUAUCGCGACAGGCCUAUAUACACCACAAAAAAAUAUGCUUCUUUAACAGAUUCCUGCCUAACCCCACCUUUAGAUUGAGUAUGGUUUCUGAAUUACAUCAAGAUUUAAUUUACCAAUAUAAGAGUGGACUUUCUCAGACAGGCCAGAGACGAGUCUGAGAGUAGCAGAAUAAGAUCAUGCAGUGGAAAAUUCCCAGGCCCAGUUUAGAUCGGAGCCGUGAGUGAAGUGAGGAAAGAGGGUGAAGAUUUGGGGUUAGGCAGAGUGGGGGAAUAUGCAUGCUGGGUGGAUGUUAGUGGGUUUUUGAGGGAGGAGUUGCUGGUUUGUACAGAGACAGCUCGCUGCGAGUCUGCUUACUGCAGUUCCUCUUUAAUUACAGCUCUACUGUGGGACAAGGCCAGGCAUGCUAUGUGUGUAAGGCUGCAAAACUAGCACAGAUUCACACAUACAGAUGAAAUGAGCACAAAUACAAACCUGUCCUGUGGCCAAAUUCGGCUUUAGAUAACAUCUUCAAAUCCUUCGACUGGGAAACAGUUUAGAGUCUUUCAGCAGCUUUUGAGACUCUGUAUUGGUUUUCAGUGGAUGUCUUAUCUUAAUAAUAGUGAAAAACGCCUAAUACACAGGUCAUCAUUGCUCGAUAAACUGGAAAUGGACUGAAAUACAACAUUUGGCUUUUUGGCCCAAGCGAGUUGACAAGUGCAUGGUAGCUAGCACACCAUGUGCCUCUGCAACAGCUUAUUUUGGGAGUCCAUAAUUACAAAGGAGGGACUGACUGUGCUUCACAACAGCUCAGCCGCAGUAUACACACUCCCCACUGGCAGGGUUUGCUACAGAUACACCCAGCUCAAUGCAGCUUGGCUAUACCAAACAAGUGCAUGCUAACUGCUAAUGCUAGUCUGAAGUUUGGCAAGUAGAAAUUGUUUAUCUGCCCCAAACUUUGUGGCGAAAGUGAGAUUCAGAAAUCUUUUUUUCUGUUUGUUGAGCUCGCAGCAUUUGAUGCUCAUGGUAAAAAGGUGUGCUCAACUUUGCAGCAUGUGUUAUCAUCUUUCUUUGCCUCAUUUUUAUGACCCUGUUCAGAGGUUUACAGGGGUAAAAUCCAUCCAGAACUGGUUCUUCUCAGCGUUGAAGAGCUGUGUAACAAGUGCACUAUAUGAGGAAUGCACAAACUGAAAGUGUGCAAACUCACUAAUGUGAUAAUAUGCAACAUAUACACACUGGAGAGUGAUGAUGUGUUUGCCAUGAAGAAGGCAUGUUAAUGUCUCACUGAGAUAACCCGAUACGGUCUCAGAGAGGGAGUUCACUGUUUUCUCAGGGUUGUUUACUCUCCUGAUAUUACCAUGGGACCAGACCACAGUCUGAAAAUAAGGCGUCAUUUAGUUCCUGUUUAUUUUGAUCCCUUUUACUUGUAAUCAUCACGUACGUAACACUUUACUUGACGCCUCUCUCUAUAACGCAUUAUAAACAUAUUUAUAAUGCGUUAUAAUCGCGUGAUAGCACUGUAUAACUGUAGUUAUAAACACUCAUAAAUGAUCAUAAUGCUUUAUAGCAAGAAUCAUAACACAUUAUAAAGUAUUUUAUCAUGACUUACAUUAUAAUACCUGACCUUGUAAGUCAUGAUAAAUGCUUUAUAAUGUGUUAUGAUUAUUGCUAUAAAGCAUUAUGAUCAUUUAUGAGUGUUUAUAACUAUAGUUUUACAAUGCUGUAACGUGAUUAUAAUGCAUUAUAAAUAUGUUUAUAAUGAGUUAUAGAGAUAGGCGUCAAGUAAAUUGUUACCGUUUGUUUUAAUAUUUCACCUUUUUUCUGAAAUACGCCUUUUCUACUUUUUUUAACAACUUGCAACAGGAUCAACCUCGAGCAAUAAAAGGAACAACUACAAAGCUGAAGACGGUCAUAUAUAGGUCAUGAGGCUAAGACAAUGAGACAAGCUGUCAUGCCCCUCAACACUCCGACAAUUGUUGAGCCUAAACUUACUCAGGAGUGAUUUGAUUGGUUAGAACGCUGCCAGAGGUGCUUAUGAUUGGCUGUCUCAAAUCAGCAGAGCUGGCUGUGAGCUUGACAGAAGCUGUGUCAAACUUCAAAGUCAACCCCAAAGAGGAUUACAAGCAUGCAUGUGAUUUCUAGUUUACGCAUGGUGUGAUAGAUUACUUUUUAAAGCGUGCGUACAUGGAUAAUUUGGGUUCUUUGUCUUGAAAAGAAGCCUCUUUUGCGUAUCUCACAGUCACAUUUCAUAAAACCGUUGACUGUUUUUCAUUGAGACUGUUUUGGAUGACUGCAGGAUGAUUGUACCCAACGUAAAAACAUCACACUUGCUCUUUGUCUUGCUUUCACGUGAGACAUACAACUUAACAGAAGAGCUAUAAGAUGCUGCCCCUUCUUCCACCCAACUACCCGCCCACUCACCCACGCUCUCCCCUCCUUUGCAGUCAUGUGGGCCAUGAGUUGGUGGUCGAAUCAGGCCAACUCAGCACUUCAGGAUGGGAGAGGAAGGAAAGGAAUGGAGGAGGGGAGGAAUGAGCCCUGACUCCUACCCUAACAUGAAUUGUGUCCUAGAGACUCACUGAAACAAUGAGUACUGACAGCUCAUGUGGAAACACUCCCACUGACAGUUUUGACAUAGUGUGUGUGUGUGUGAGUGCAUGUGUGUGUGUGUUUGUGCGGGAGAGAGGAGAGGGGAGUGAUUUGGCUGAAGAGACAAGAUGAAGUAAAGUACAAAUGGAGUCAUUGGAGCAAAGCAGGAGCAGGAAGAGGUGAGGAUGUGUGUCACCACACACAGGAAGUGUUGUGUUAUGCUGUGUGGUUGUGUAAGGGAGGGUGUUGGUGUUUUCAGGUGCAGGGAAGGAUGGGACUCAGGCCUGUCCAAGCUUGUAGAGCAUUAACCAAGUCACAAAAAGAGAAGCGAGGGGGCACACCUGGAGGCCAGGAAGGGGCUUUUCACUGACCCCUUGUGCAUGACUGAGUAGGGGGUCAAUGAGGGAGCUCAGGUUUAGAGGAGGGUACACAAACCAGUGCUGGACUGAAGGACUAAGAAUGGUCAUGUCCAAACAGCUAAAAUAAAAAUGGGCAAGAGGCCGAUGCACAGCCAAAAAUAUCGUGUUUUUUUAUGAGAAAUCAUGCACACUUGACUGCCCAAGCUUUUAAAUAGACGUGCCAGAGUGUAGCUGCACUCUUGGCUGCUUGUCUAAGGAUAAAAAAGACUCUAUUCAACCUUUUCUCUGGCCACUUCUGAGCUGAGUUGUAUUUGGAUGGAUUGUUUUUCCUGCCCUCAGUGUGAAUGAGAUGAAUGUCUCCAGAGGCAGCUUCAAAACAAAGAAUCAUUUUUCCUGUGGGUUGCUGGAAAACCUUCCCAGCAAGACACCCUCUGCGAAAUGGACAAUCUUGAUCUCACAUUUCGGCUAUUUACAACAUCUGAAACCAAAUGUGGCCCCUGUUUAUAAAAGGAAAUUGGUCCAUUUUCAUAUCUGCAUGUGUGCCGACUUGCCCGGCCAUUGGAUCUCCUCACCUGUCUGCCCAAAAGCCACAUACUUCAGCACUUUUUGUGUGCUCUGUUGUUUUAGUGUGUGUGUGUGGCGGUGAAUGAGGGCAGAGAUCCAGUAAUCCUCCUCGUCUGCUUGUUGUCUGCCACCUGCAGCUGAUAAAAGAUUAGAAAGUGACUUCAGUUCAGUGUGGCAGCAAAAGGUUAAGAAGGAUGAAGGUUACAAAACAGGCCUUGCAGAGAUCAUUUCAGGUUUUGAGAUACUUAUAAACAGAUCUUGACCUGUAAAUGACCCAGGACCAAACUGUGAGAAGUGUAAUCCGCUCAAACUAGCCAACAUCCUUCAAAAGUUUUAAUGCUUUUUAUCAGAUCAAAGCACAUAAUUUUAUAUUGAUAAUAACUUUAUUUAUAGCCCUUUUCAAAACAGAUACAAAUAGUUUAAUAUUGCUGGGUCUCACUUGAAAUGUCAUGCUGCUCCAGCUGCUAUAAAAAGUUUUUGACCUUUUCAAGCGUCUUAAAACUUGUUCCCAUUUGUUGCCUGGACUUUUUUCCUCUUUUUGCAGCGCAUGUUCUGCAAAUUGUAAUUGCAGUAUUCUCCUUUGAGACAGAAAAAUAUACACAUGAUGCCAUUUUUCAUCUCCAGUCAGCAUGUUCCUUGUUCUUCCUCUCUGCAUGUACAGCUGGAUCUCCUUCAGCCACCUGGUGUAUCAGAAUGAGUAGACUUUGCACCCAAACGAAAGCAGCUAUUUUUUUUUUUUGCUUUUGUUUUUGCAGUAGAACAAAAAGAAAUUAUAUAUAUAUAUAUGCAUCCCUAGUAUCAGUGCUUGUUGUUUUAGUUUAUCACUUAUGUAUAAAUCAAUGAACUAAUAAGGGAUGUGUACAUUUUGUUUGCUGGGUUUAGUUUAGUUUUCGGAUGUUCGUCUCUUGAGAGCAUCUCCAGAACAAAUGUUGAAGUGUCCAAAUAUACAAACCAAAUCUUAGUGUUUAAGUUCAAUGAAGUGUUUUUAAUCUUACCCUCUUUAACAAAACAACCACUUUCAAAGCUUUUUAUGGUAGUCAAAUAAACCUGUUCCCAACAGUUUUAAUUACAUGAAUCAUUUAGCGUAAGUAUCUUCAUUUUAUUUACAGCGAAACUGUCUGAACAAGUUAUUACGAUUGAGCCGUAUUCCCCUCUGUUUACACCAGAAUUAAUAUUCACACAGGACUCAUAAACAGAGAUCUCUUCAUUAAGCAACGUGGAGCUAAUCCAAUAAGGAGCAUUUGUUUUUCCAGCCUGAGGCUCAUUAAACAUGAAUUUAUAGUAGAAAGAGAUAAACGCUGCCAAGUUAGUGUUUUUGAGAGUGAAAGGAAAUGAUUUUGUAGUUAUUAAGAUGUUGCCGUUGUGUCUCUUUAUAAGGAGGUAAAUAUAGAAAGACAGGAUGGUUAUCAUAAAAGUACAGUACAUCUGUCGUUUCCUGAUAAUUAAUGUAUUCCUCCCUGUACACAGGCAUGCAAACACACAUACACCUAAAGACUAAAGUUGACUCUCAUAAGCAGAAGGCCAGACAGGUGGCAAGGAUGCAAGUCCAAGUCUGCUGCUGCUGUGACUGGUGUCUCUACGGCUCUACCAGAUUUGGUUCUAUAUGAUACCUUCUUUGCCAAACAGCCUUUUAUUCAUUUAUCGUUUAUUACAUGGUUUAAUUUUGGCAUUCAACUCUUGAUUGCCCUCAUUAAAAUAAAGAAUUUUUGCAUCUUAUUCAUCCAACUAUAGAAAGAUUUCCAUUCGACGUAUUGACUGUAUAUCUUUACGUAACCGUGAAGGCAGCACUGGUACCUGUGGACCAGAUGGCAGCAGACUCUGUGCAGCUUAUAUCAACACCAUGUGUUUUCUUGCUUAGGAACAUGCAUAUGAUCAACAGAGAGGCAGCUGCAUUAAAGCAGAAGCAGAAGUUAGUUAUAUGCAAAAGAGAAAAAAAGGGAGAAUUAAAGGUUAGUGAACCUCAAAAAGCACUUUUUUCUGAGACGGAGAGGGAGGAACUCCAGAUGAAGUGGAGCUUUUUUCCUUUUGAAAAGGUUGUAGGAAUGUAGGACCUGUCGACUCCUUCGCUCUCCUCCACCUCCCUCUUUGAUGUUCACCCCCUCCCCUCUUCUGCUAAACAUCACACACACACACUAACACAGGUUAAUCUCCUUAUGUAAGCACACACACUCUUCCGCUCCCCUCUCUUUAAAUACCUUUCCCUUUGUCUUAACCCCUCUUCUCCCUCUGAGCCGACUGUGUAUCUCUUAUUAAAGUUGCAGUUCAUGUGGCAUGUUGAUUGUGCGUCUGGUUAAUGGGGGUGGGUGAUACCUGCAGUGAAUGUUAAACCUGUGACUCCCUCUCAGCCCCACCCAACCAUACAGGCCCAGCAAGCCAGAGUGGAGCAGACGAGGCAGCUUGGUUUAACUUGUCCCAGAUGUGCAGCGCGGCCCCUGUGUGCGCUGCUGUAGCUGCUGCUGCUGCUGAAAUAAGCGCAGGGAGGGGAGGAAUGGUGGGGCUGAGUGCAAAGUGCUGCCCAGCAUUAAGAUGCAUGCAGACAUUUGUGUAUUUUCCUCAUAGUCACUUGAAGACUGGUUUAACCAGAGUCUCACCCGGCUCUUCUUGGACAGUUUUAAACUCAAGAGCGAAUAUUGACACAUAGAGUCUGUCUUUUCUAUCAUCUCUUUUGGAACAAGCUGGUUAAAGUACUUGACAUGAAUCAUAAUGGUUUUCAUAAUGGUGUAUGAUAUAGUUAGUUCAUCAGUUUGGAGAAAACGACUUGUUACAGCAGUGCAGCAGUGUUGAAUAUAGAAUAAGGAGGAAUAAGGUUGCUCAGUUUGACCUGCAUGUGCUUUGUGUUGUGCGUACUGGCUCGUAUGUUGAUGUUGAAGCUUCAGAAUCUCUACUGAAGUCAAAGCAGAAAUACAUCAGCACAAAUGCACUCUGUUACCAGUAAGUUAUGUUCUCUCAAAUUAAAUUAUCCUGUUAAAUUGAAUUGGAUAAUUUGAUUUAACAAAACCCAAUUAAAAUUAAAGAGAAACUAAAGAGAAAAAGCGCUUACAACAUAAGUGCUGCAUUUUUUUGAAUCAUUGAUGCUUUAACUUGUAAAGAAAAAAAUACACAUUAUGCAUACAGUCAAUUUUUAGGUGUCAUAUAAUACAAUAUAUGAGAUAUGUGAUCCAUGCAAACAGCAGAUUUCAAUGCAGAAGCACAGGAAACCUUGAACACUGAUGCUGCGUUCGAGUUACUUUUGCUUUUGCUUUUUUCUGACUUGGUAACUGAAACGCUGGUAACUCGAGUGUGACGUCAUUUUCAGCUCGUACUUCUGACUUCCAAGGUAACUCGAAUGCAGCAUGAGUCCCAAAAAAGCAGAUUUUAGAGCUUUAAAAAAAACAUGUUUGCAGCUUGGCUCAAAACCGGUUUUGGUCUGAGUAGCUUGAGGCUCCCACAUCACCUACUGUUUGGGGAGUUGUUUUUUCUUCCUUUUUGGAGUGCAUUCAUUUGAAAGAUAUUAGGGUUACACGAUCGGCCAAUCAGAGACACAACUGACUUGACCUGCAGGCAGGCACACUGCAGCUGUUGGAGAAGUGAGGAGCGCUCAGAAUUAAUGGUUCUGGAAGUUUUCAGGGCCAAAAGCAGAAUUAAAGGACUCAGGCCUGAACAAUGGAUUCAUAUUUUAGUCCUCAACAGGGAACUUACCAACUUUUGUAUGUAAAUAUGUCGACAUUUAUAUUUAAACUUCUAAAUAUGGAGCACCGCUUGCCCAGCAGUCUGUGCACAGUCUCAUAUACUGAGGUUAUGAUCCUCAUGUGGGCGGCCCGGGUACAAUUCCAGCCUGUGGCCUCUUUCCUACAUGUCACUACCUGCUCUUACUCCCUAUUUCUCACUCUAUCCACUAUCCUAAUGUUGCCAAUUUUACAUCACACAAGUUUAAAUGAUAGUGUACCCCCACUCCAACCUCUAAUCUUGAGCAAAGUGAUGGAAAAUAUCAGUGUCUUGUACUUACUUCAAAACAAAGGCAGACUUUGUAAAGUAAAGGAACAGCGAACAUCGACUGUUACUGUCUAUCAUAUCCUGUAAGUUCUGUCUUUGUAUGCACCAAACCAAGCAUGCACAGGAUCAGAGACUCUUUCACUAAGUGUUAAUCCAAACCCUCUGCGCAGCUGUUGAUUAUAAGCAGGUCGGUUUAUCAAGCAAUUCCAAAUUUCCACCCAGGCCCUGCCUUAACCACCUCUGCAAGAAUGUGAAAUAUGUUAGCAUGUUUAAAAAAAAAAAAGAAAGAAAGGGGAAAUGUUCGUCUUUAUUCAGCCUGGAUUCUUUUUUUUCCAUGUUAGUGUUAGCUAAAUGUCUUGGCAGCAAUCGGCCCCUAAACACACAGAUAGACUUUCCGGCUGUCUCUGCUGGGACUAAGAAGAGACGUCCAAGAAAACUGAUUGUUUUGGUUCAUUCCUUACAUUUAUGUGUGUACGUCUUUUUUUUGGAAAGGCUCCACAUGCACUUUUUUUUACGCUUACUAAUGUAAAAGUUGUCCUGGAGGCUCACACGUCGGGGGAGAGUUGCCCGUUUUGCCUGUUUUUAGUGUUUGUGCAGCUUAUUUACAUGGGAGAGGAAUGUAGAAAUUUGUUAUUCAACUGCUUUUCUGUUCUUGGAUGUGUGUGUGUAACCACUAAAGACACGAAAACCAACUUUCUAGAAACCACGCUAUGAGGAGAAAGCAACACAAAACCCCUCUGCAUUCCAUUAAAUUGUGUCUUUUCUAAUGCAAACCGGCCAUAAAAUGCAAAUGUGGCGAAAGGGGAAAUGUGUCAAUGGACAUCCACGCUUACUGUACUGUUUCGUACAAAGAGCUGUCUGGUUUCAUCCUGCAUGGUUGUACUCUGUCAUGUGCUGUUUCAUCUCGUUCUACUUUCUGCCAUAUUCCUGUUCGCCCAGAAAGUGGGGGGGGCGUCCAGCUGUGUGAACGUGUGUGUGUGUGUCUGUGGGGCCCAGAAAUGGAGCCCACUGCCACAGCAUCCAGUGACCUAAUGCAAAAGGCAGCAGAGUCUAGGACUAUUCACCAUUCAGUGUGUGUUUGUGCACGCUCAUGUGUGUAUAUGUGUCUCGUCCCUCACUCUCUCCAGUGAUUAUGGUCUCUGCUGUCACUAAGCACUUUGUCACGCUCGGCUGAAAACCAUGAUGGGGGCUGGGGGGUUGUUGGGGUGCAGGAAUGUCACUAACAUGGAUGGACUGUAGCUGCCAGUUGACAGAGGAGCAGGCCAGAGGUCACAGGCUGUAGUUUUAGCACACAGGAGCAAACUGAUGAAUAUAAAUCCUCAAUAUUCUCUGAAAAAAAAACUGUUUUCAUAUAAACCCCACCUGCAGUUACAAUUGAAUGCAUACUCUAAAAUGUGAAUAUCUAAAUCUAACAUAAAGUUGUUUUUAUAGCCGGGGGUCUUGACAGCAGUUGGCUUCUGAGUGAAAGGAAUGCAUGUUUGUGAGUUUCUGAGCCGGGCUGGUUCGUUUGUGGGUCAUGUAACUGUGUAAAAAUACCUGUAUCAUUACCAGGGGUCACAUUGCAAAAGGGCCACCUCUAAAACUGUUAGCAUGGUGUGGACGUUGUCACUUUCACUUAAAGUCUUACUCGUACAUGUUAACAAGACUUUUAAAUUAUGCACAAUCAAGACGCCACCUUUUUAAAACUCGUAAAAUCCUUGAAAGUCUUAGCUGAGGUUUCCCGACAGAUAGAUACAGUAUGUUCCUGCAAAUACUCUCCACCAAGCAUGAACAUUUCGACAUCAUGCAUGCAGAAAAUGUGAAUAAGCACUUUCUAAUGCCGUGAAAAAUGAUCAUGACUCUCUGCUCUUUUCCAGCACUCCCUGUUGUGUUUUUUUUUUGUGAUGUUUUCUUUGCCAACAUAGGUAAACCAAAGGUGCUCAGAAUAGCAUGCCAACUUUCGGAAAGCCCUGUGUGAAAUAUCACACAUCAAGGCGGCCCCCUAACACCUCUUCAAACACCGCAGGUCUGGACUAGAGCUCAGUGAUUAUGCUGCAGCUGAAAGAAACCAAAACCAAACCAAAAAUGGGGUUUUCUGUCCGUUCCUGUAGAGGCAGAAUCAAUUUUGUGUGUGCUUGUGUGUGAUACAUAUUUAACACCCAAGCUUCCAGAGUGACAAACAUGAUAAAUGAUCACACAGAUUCCUGGAGUCAUCCGUGUUCCGCUCAGAAGUAAAAUAACCGAAGCAUCAGAGGGGAUUUGAAGCACUCAGUCCAAACAGAUCUGUGUCUUUGAUUUGGUUCAUUUCCAUCAUCUCUUCAGCUUCUGUUUACAGUCGAGUCAAGUCAGCGGUGAAUGUAAGAAGACCUGCCAGGAACAAGUGUGCAGAGGGGCCCUAAUGGCUGAUCAUAAAACUCUUUAGAUUCCUGUCUUUUAUGGGAGAUGGGAGAAAAGCAGUAGGACUUUAAAGAGCCUCCACCUCACAGCUUUGGUUAAAUAGACGUCGGCUUCACUGGAACAAAGACUGUUUUUCCUCUGCUUUCCUUUGCUUUGUAAGCACAAGAACAGCAUGAGGUGUUAGCUGGCUUUUUAAUUGGUCUGUUUUUUUCCCCUCCUUGUUGCAGCAGUAUGAGACAAAACGCUAAUAUAACAGGGUUCCUUUUAGUUCGAUUUACCACGGUGUUUCUGCAAAAAGGAUUAAGUUAUGCAAUACACAGCUGGCAUAUUGUUAAACAGUAUCAUAGCUACUGAAAUGGCAAAAUUACUGACGUUCAGUUCAAAGCAGCCCACCGUGCCUGUCCUGAGAAGUUUCGCAGCCUCGUCAGAGAUAGCUCCAACUGCAUUCAACACCGCAUUCCUCAUGUGUCAUGCACACACAUGCAGACUCAUGCACACAGCCAGGAGUCACUCAGGAGCCACCUUUCCACCCCUGACCCUUUCCACCCCGAGCGUGUGUGUGUGGGGGGUGUUUUCGAGCAUCAUGAGGUUUAUGGCUCCGGUAUUCUACAAAUAAAACACUAUUUUUGUUUCACUUUUAACUAAUAUUGCAACACUGAAUUUAAGACUACGGUGUAAGAAGGCAUGGCAUUGUGAAAUCGGGUGCCAAAUUGUGAGGCUCUUUCUGUAAGCUGUAAAGUUUUUCCAUCGCUGUUGGCAUUUAUCUUCCACACUGGCUGCAGUUGCAGUUAGAUUCCCUGACCUUAAGUCUUGAACAAACUAAAGUUGAGGGUAAAUGCAAACAGCUGGUGCGUGCAUGGAUCCUUCAGUGUGUUUUCAGCUUAUGUGUCUCUUAAACUGUCCUUCCAUAUUCCACGCUGUGAUCUGUAAUUUACAUUAGACGGUGGAUAGACUUGUGGAAAUAUUGAGCCGCUGCUAAUUGAAGCACAAAGCUUCCCUAACAGGCUUUGAUCUGAGUUGCCUUUUAGCCCGAAAUGCCUGGCAGCGACCCGACAGUCUUUGAUUACCGGGGUUCACGUCAGCUUACCCAUGAUGCUUCAGUGCAGCAGGGAUUAGGUUUGUCAGGAGUUGUUACCAUAACCUUUGUGUGAUCAGCCGGAACGUGCUCACGUCGUUUAGCUUUGUGUUUCCAUCUCUGAUUGUGUGUAUAAGUGUGUGUGUGUCGGACUGGGUAAGAGCUAGAAAGCUGUGACACCUGAUAGCUCAUAAUUACCGAGCCUCUUUGAAGUUAUCAGUGACUUUUCGUGAGAUUUGAGCAGAUUAUGGAGAAAAAAACUGUAAUUCAAAGAACAGAGUCCUGCAAUUCCUGGACCAGUACUGCAGACUCACAUUUAUUGUAUCAUGAAGUGUGUCCACUGGGUAGCAGAGAACUAAAUGUCCAACUUUGCAAUGGAAAAAAAAAAAAACUCUCUUCAGUCUAAUAAGUGCGCUGGUCCUGAAUAUUAAACCCCCGAUAUGCAGUCAGACGCAGACAGUUUUCCUGCUGCUCUGACUGGACAUUUUGAUUUGUUUAGCAUCUCCACUGCAAUCACACAGUGUCCCUGACGCAACUUCAUAUGUGCUGGAAACAUGAAUGCCUAACUUUAGUCUUUCUCGAUUAGUUUGGCUAAAAUUUGUGACUUCUGAUUGCUUCUUUUGUUGAGUUUUAAGCCCCAACCAAACAGAUGGCAUGGCAUUGUCAUCUAAUCGAGUAUUCUUCCAGCUUAAGUUCACUUAAAGGUUUUAUGUAGUAUUCCUGUUUACAUGUGGAAUUAACUUCUACAAUCGGACCUAUUUAUGGGACCCAUUCUGAUUACUGUGUCUUGGAGCAAUAGCCGACUUUGCAAACAAUCAGGUGUAGCCAGAGGUGUGUUAUAAAGGACGAAGACUCCUUUCCCUACAUGGGUCAAGGGUGGACAGAUAAUUGGCUUUGGCUGAUAGAAGCACACAGUUGUAUGCAGUUGCAUCACAAACAGCGGUGUGACAUAACAAGUAAACUGUUUAACGCCUGUUUAGGUUUUUAAUAGUUCUGAUUUCAUAAUGAUAGAAAAAUGAUGUGCAUGUAAUCUAACUAUGUAAUACCAGUGUUUACAGCAGCAUAUUUGGGAGGUACAAGUUUAAAGGGAUAUUCCGGCAUAAAAUUAACACACACUGUAACACAGAGUUAGACACCCAAGAGAUGAAUGUUGCCAACCGCUUGCUGUAUGGAGACCUCCGGGCGAGUCCAUCGACUGCAGCGGGGGAAGCAGCUCAAGGAAGAACAUUUAUGAUCAUUUCCUUUGAAGUAAUAAUCAUCAUAUUAAUCAUUUUGCUCUGCAGACGCGGUAGUUCUUCUGCCUUAGUGUCUCAGUCUGAUUACAUUUCCAUGAAGAAAUUAUCAUAAAUGUUCUUCCUUGAGCUGCGUCCCCCCGCUGCAGUUGAUGGACUUGCCCAGGGGUCUCUGUACAAACAAGCGCUGCUGGAAGAGAGUAGGUGAGUUGUGUUUAGCUUCAUUUGAUUUCUUGCUUACAACCAAACUGAUAAAUUAUUAGAUGUCGUGGCUUGUAUCACAAAUAGAUCCAAUACCAAAAUAUGGUCCACACCUACAGAUUCUGUAUUUCUAUCUGAAAUCUGCCCAGAUUAAGCCCCUGCUCAUCUCAACUUUCCCCUUCCCUCUCCAGAUCAAACACACCCCACGCCUCCUGCAUUUGGAGAUCUCUUAAAACAAAUUACACCAGCGUGGGCUUCCUUAUGGGAUUUGUAGUUCAGCUGUGAGACAUCUGCCCCGGUGAUGUGGUAAAGCGUCGGUUUCAGACUAAGGCGAGGGUGUGGAUGGCGGAGGGUGUUGUGUCGUAGACCUGUAAUGAGGCUCUGCAGUGAUCCCCUCAAACAUGGUUCCCAUCAGAGGAGACUUGCACUUGUGGCAGAAAUUCCAGCCCUGUAGCAAAUGCCUUGUCUGGAUUCAAUCAAGUUGGCUCCUGACGCUGCAUGCACAGAAAACCGAGAAUACUAUGCGCUUUAAAGUGUGAUGAUAUGCAGAGGCUUUGCUGUAAAUGUCGAAUUGAAAAAGUCUGAAUUUUAAAGCAGUGGAAGUUGAUAAGAAGCAUUUUUCAGGCUAUUUCUUCAUCUGGUGUAAUGUGUUUUUGGCAGAGAAGUCUAGUCUGAGUUUGUAAACACUUAACAGAAUUAUUUCAUGCUGCGCCAAGAGACGUCAAUCUACAUUUUCACAAAUACAAUUAUCUUUUGUUUGGUCUUUAUCACUGCUGACACCCAAAACCGCUUCUUUCACCUGACAAUGAGGAUGAUCACAACCCACUAGACCCUUCAGUCCUGUAGUAAAACAUGCUGCAUAGUCAGGGUGCUUCUCAGGAGGAGCUGGAAGGAGAAAACAUACAUUAAUGUUGAAUCAGCAUUGCAUAAGGAGUCACAUGGCAGACGUCCACACUCCGCGCUCCUCUCCGAGACACCGUGUUUGUUUCAGUUUUCUCUCCGCUCCGCGCUGUUCCUUUUGAAGACGGAGCCAAAGACGUGGCUACAGUGUGCUCACCCAUAAUAAUUUUAUAAAGCAGGUGUCCCAAACAGCAGGGUAGAGAUGAGUCAUCGCUGUUGCCAUGGUCGUGCAGGAGCUGAUGCCUCCCGCCUGGGGAUCUUCACUUCCUGUCCCAUCAGGAUUUGCUGUGUCCAGAUUUCCUGUCUGCCUGAGAGGGAGAGAUUAGAGAGCAACCAUGUUAUUAUUUUCUUCAUCUUGGCACACAGGCUUUUAUCUUUCCUCUCCCACACUCUGUCACAACUCAAUGAGACAUCUCAGUGUUUUGUAUUCCACUCCUGCAAGACCUCAAUCAUCUUCCCUUUUGUUUUCAUUUGUUUUAUCAUAGCAUGUUCUUCUGCUGUGCGUGCCAGCAGCUGUAUUUGUUCCCAAGAAGCUACACUGUCAGUGGGUGGAUGAUUUAGUCCCCCAUGCCUCCUAUGAAGGUUUUCAUUGUCUGAUUGAUUGUAUUAAACCUCUGUUUGGAAACAUCCCGCUUUAACUGACAUUACUGCACUACGCUUCCCUCGCAGUUCUUUCUUAGGCCCUCUGUGGAUGGUUGUUGAUGUGAAACUGCAUAAACUAGUGUUGUAUCUUUGAGUAAUGUGUUUGAACUUCGGACAGUUCAAGUGGAUCCUACAGGAAAAAGUCCACAUUGGAAAUCGCUGCAGCUGCGGGCUGGUAGCAGAAGGGUGGGCCACCUCUUUGAGCGCAGGAAGGAAUGCUCUGCACACUCAGCACUUUAUACAGACAUGUUCACAAAGACGGUUUCAGAAUGAGAUGCCAGUAAAUCUGCUCAAAAAUUUCUACUUUUUUCUAAUUGCGAUGGCUUUUGCAAGGUAGACUAACCUGCAAGCGCUCAGGCGUUGUUUACGGCUCCAGUGAUAAAACUCUAAUAUGUCUCUCAUGUGAAAUGUAACCAGUAAAAAAAGAUUAGCAGGUCUUUCACAGGAACGUUGUUUUUAAGAACAUCUGUGCAUAGUUUAAACAAAAGAGGUUUGAGUUUGUGGGGCAGGUGGUUUGAUUUAAAGAUGUAUGCAAAGUCCGCUCACACUCACAUAAAGGUAUUUUAGUUUAGGGAUGAAAAGGCAGUUUGUUUUUACUUUCAAAUCCUCCUCCCUCUUUCUCUCUCCUUCAUGUUUUUGUGCCUUCAGGGAUUUAGUUUUCCUUUUUUUUCUCGGUUGCUUUGAACAUUUAGGGUAAAAGUCCACAUGGCAGGGAGAAUGUUUUCAUCCUGUGUUGCCUUCACUUUCUCAAACAUCUCUAAUCACUUUGUUCCCCUUUUUUUUAUCUCUUUGCAGAAGAGGUUGACUACGCCAACUACGGCACCAACACGAUCACUCGUAAGAAGAAGGCAGUGGUCGCGCUGCGUAACAACGACGUCAACCGCAAGCGUCCGCACAUCCGCAUCGGCAUGCCCCAGGACUUUCGACCCGUCUCCUCCAUCAUCGACGUGGACAUCCUGCCCGAAUCUCACCGCCGUGUUCGCCUGUAUCGUCACGGUUCAGAUAAGCCUCUGGGCUUCUACAUCCGAGAUGGGACCAGUGUGAGGGUGACGCCACACGGGCUGGAGAAAGUUCCCGGUAUCUUCAUUUCUCGGCUGGUGCCUGGAGGGUUGGCGGAGAGCACGGGGCUGCUGGCGGUGAACGAUGAGGUGUUGGAGGUGAACGGGAUUGAAGUCACUGGAAAGUCCUUAGAUCAGGUGACAGAUAUGAUGAUCGCCAACAGCCACAACCUGAUCGUGACGGUGAAGCCGGUCAACCAGAGGAAUAACGUCGUCCGCAGCAGCAGGAUUUCUGGGAGCUCAGGACAGUCAUCCGACAGCAGCGGCUCGACUGGUUACCCAAGUUUGUCCGUUGCCACAGCAGGUGUCACAUCCUCUGGCGCUCAUGGUUACCAAGACGACCUGGAGAGUGACGAGGAGACGGAUAUCGUCAUUGAGAGCAGCCUCAAGCGGCCUUCUCAGAGGUCAAACGCUUCCCUGGCGUCUACUGCAUCCCGCACCCACCAGCAGACCUCAUCAACGGCUCAAAAUCCAGCGGCCCCUCCAAGCCCUCCCACACGGCCUUCAUCCGUGGUCUCCACUGCCUCCUUCCACUCCCAGCCCAGCCUCAACGGAGGAUCCCACCACCACCACAGCCAACACAGCAGCCUCAGCUACCAGCUUCACAGAGACCUGAACCUCCACCACCCACAGACCCAGCAGCAGCAGCAGCAGCAACCGCCGCAGCGCCAUCACCACGUACAGCCACCGCAUCACAGCAGCAACCCAGCCCUGCGCCACAGCAACGGAAGCCUGCACAAAAUCCUCAGCUCCAUGAAAACGGACCCACGACACAGCCUCGCACUUCCCAGGGGAGGAGUGGAGGAGGAUGGCACCGUCAUCACCCUAUAAUACUUAAAACCACACAGAGACUAACUGCUCAGAGACUAAAACUGGAACAGCGGACCGGAUACAAUGAGCGUGACUGUAUUUUGUAAGAAACUAAUUUUGUAACUUCUGUUUGUUUUUUUGAGAUAACUGAUUAUAGAAAGUUACAAACCAAGAAACAAGGAACAUGAAUUGUAUAUAUUUCUUGUAUUUUAAAAGUUUUCUUUGUCUUAAAGGAAAAUAUUUGUGUGUAUGUUUGUACUAAGCAUCAGAACAAACUGUUUUUAGGAGAGUCCACUGUAUGUUAGAGUUCUGAAUGUGCCUACAGCCUGAUGUCUUUUAUUAGUGACCACUUUUAUUAAGAUCCUUUUCAUUCUUACUUCUGGGACCAACUGGGGGUUGUUUGUGGAUGUUUUUAAAGAGUAAAUCUAUAUUUCUUAUAUUCAGAUAAAUGCUGUGUAGAGUAUGAUUUUUUUAAUAGUUCUUUUAUGCAUUGAUGAUUGUGAUCAAAUCCUUGUAUCUGUUCCAAUAAAUUAUUCUCACCAUUUUGCAAAAUAGAAA